UGGCUUCUUGACCAUCGUGCGAAAUAUUGAGCAGAUUUCCUAAUUUAUCUCUUAAAAUACACAAUAACUGAAUACUAAGACGAUGACAGAAUCCUGGCCUGGAAGUCUAGGGCACAUGGGCGUCCUAUCAACAUUCAAGGAGGAGCCCAGUGACAAGGAGUCUCAUGAUGAGAUGAUGGAUAUUAUCAAAGAGGCGUACGCGAUGGAAGGCGGACAGAUUGGCAUUGGCGAAGAUUUCUUUGGCGACAUUAAAAAGCCCCAGCAGGACAAGCAGAAGCCGUUUGGAUAUAGUGAGGACGACAUCAUGGAAACAUGGCUCCAAAGCAACAACGACUUCCACCACACGUUCCCAACUCAACUGCACCCGUUCACUCACAUCUUACCCGUUGACGACAAGGAACACAUAAAGACACAUGAUGUCAGCAGCGUGUCGAAGGAAGAAAUGCGCAUUCUGACCUCGGACUCGAUCACCGAUGCCCGUAAUGAAAGUGCUAUGAACUUCUUGCUGAACAGUUGUGUUGAAGUCGGAGAUAAUGAUGCUGGUAAUUUUGAAGGUAUCCAAGCUUCAGAUAUGUGCAGUUUACUCGAGCAAUUUGAGACCGUCUCCGCACAGCUUAACGAUGAAAGUACCAACGUCACACCGUCUGUAUCGGAGAAUGUCACACCAGUUGUCUCAGCCAAUGUCUCUCCGUCUGUCUCGGCAAAUGUCACCCCGUGCGUGUCAGCUUGUGUUACACCAGCGAUAUCUGCUCCGCCGUCGCCAAUGGUGGAAGCUGUGGAUGCUGAGGAAAACAUCAUUGUCAAUGUUGUUGACAUUACCUCAGAUUCUGCAGAUGAGGUUCGACCAAGUGAACCUGAAACCAGAAAGGUACCUACGCUGACAAUCAAACAAGAACCGAAUCUGACAGUGAUAAAGGAAAAGCCAAGGCCGACUCGGCUCACAAAAGACCAAUACCUGGCUCGAAUGAGGAACAGUCCCAAGCGGGAUCCUAUGCCCACUCUUCCGAAGAAAGAUUCAAAACUAUCAUUGAUCAAGCAUGAGAAUACACCAACAGCUAGUCCAGCCUGUACCCCACCAUCAACACCUCCCCCAGAAGUCAUCGAAAAGAUCAAGUUGUCGAACAAGCGUAAAUCUGCCAUUCUACUACCCAUGGGAAUGCCGUCGAAGCGAGGUCGCGGCCAAGCCAUGUCGAUGCCUGUCCACUGCACAACACCAAAGAUGCAGAAACUAGUGAAACAGAACUAUGGUACUCCAAUGAAACAGUCACUACCUCAACAGUCGAGCUCUGCUCUGCAAAAGAAAUGCGAGCAAGCUUCUGAAACAUUGGUGGGUUUAGACCAUGACUAUUGCUUCAUGAGCAAAUCUGGUGAGAACAGUCAAGUAAAUUCAGUUCUGAGUGCAAGUAAUCAUGUGAAAACUGAGAACGAUGACACGAAUUCUCAUGCGAGUGACGUCAAUGAAUCACAUGGAAAUAUUAACCUGGAUAUAUCCCUCGACAGUGGAAGCGUCUUGAAAUCAUUGUUGAUAUCGGGGAAUAAGGAAAACACUCAAAAGGCUCUUGAAGAAGCUGCAGAGCAAAUUGCGCUGAAAGAGCAGAGUUUACAGAAUACGAACGAAUGUGUGGAUGCGGUCCAGGUCAAUGUGGAUGAAAUUGAAAACUUUGAAAUGACCGAAACAAAAGCUGUACAAUCGACACAAACCAGGAAUACAUUCAAGGGAAAGGAACACAGAAAUUAUCGUAGGAAGGACAAUGUACAGGAGGAUAAAACAUUUGAUAAGUUACCUGGAUACUUCACGACCUUGUCGCGACCAGUAAAGUCACUGAGGCCGGAUAUAUUAGAAGUGUCGGCCACAACAGAGCAGCAAACAAUUGAACGGGAUAUAUCUCCAGAGAGACAAAACAAUUCGGGCUUCAGCAAGCUACCUGCCUAUCAUAACUGCUUCACAAAUAGUACGAAAUAUGACCGUGGGGCUUAUAUGUUGAGUGCAUCAGAGGAGGAAGCGAUACGUGAUGCAGUCCUGGGACAAAGACGCCGGACGAACAGAAGAUCACGAUCAAGUUACAGUAGCAGAUCUGCAUCUUCUAGCUCAAGUUCGGGUCAUUCAAGGUCACCAUCAAGAUCAAGGUCACCAUCAAGAUCAAGGUCGAGAUCAAUUUCAAGGACACGCUGUCGAUCAAGAUCAGGGUCAAGAUACGGCUCAAGGCAAGGAUCCAAAUAUGGUUCUAGACAUGGGUCAAGAUCUAGGCAAGGGUCAAGAUAUGGCUCAAGGUCAAGGAAUGGUUCAAGGUCAAGACAUGGCUCAAGGUCGCGAAAUGGUUCGAGGUCUCACUCACGUGCCCAGUCUCGUUCCCGGAUGAACAGGAAACCAUAUAAUUCGAGGAAAUAUUCGAACAAACAUCCAAGAUCACGCUCUCGAUCCUGGUCGAGAUCAAGAUCACGUUCCCGCUCAUAUUCUAGGUCGAGGUCAAGGUCGUUAUCUAGUGAACGUGGUCCAUGUCAUCGCCGACGGAGGUCACGCUCGCCUUCCUAUGAGUUGUACAGAGAUGACGACAAGUCCCAGCAAAUUGAGGAGCGUCGUAUCAUCUAUGUGGGCAACAUCCCCGCUGAAUACACCAGGGUUGACCUCGAGAAACGGUUUGAGAGGUUUGGAGAGAUAGAGGAUAUCAGUGUCCACUUCAGAGAACAUGGGGACAAUUAUGGCUUUGUGACUUUUGCUUAUACGUGCGAUGCUUAUGCUGCUAAAGAAAACGGGAAUAAAAUUCCUGGCGUACUGAAGUUUGAUUUGUGCUUCGGAGGACGGAGACAAUUCUGCAAAAGUGAUUACGCAGAUUUAGAUGGUAACAUCGAAAUAGAAGAGGAAUACAACGUUCAACCAAAGAAAACCGAAUCGAUGGAUUUCGAUAUGCUCCUGAAAAUGGCCAAGCAGAAGUUGAAAAGGUGAAGGUUAUUCAACUUAGGAUUUUUUCAAUUGGACUAUAUGAAAUUGUUUGUGUACUUGUGCUUUAAGGUUUGGAUGGACAUUAGAUGACACAGGGUCUACUUUAGUUUGUAGGUGGUGCGUUUCAGCUUGAGUUCGGUAGUCUAAUGGCGAUGAAUGUAGUUUUGGUUAUUGGCGAAGUGGCCAAUCAAAUCCCCUGGGAGGCGUAGUGAUUAAUGCAAUCUUAGGUGUUCAUAAAUUAGAAUUGGCUGUAUUGGUUGUCUAUCCUGGCUUCAUUCCAAUAGGAAUAGGAAAUGUACAAAGGUGAAUGUGAACAGUACAGAACUGCUGAAGUUCCUCUUGAGAAUGUUGAUAGUUGGAAAGGAAUGCUACUUAAACUCUAGCUGAGACGUUCACAAGUAUUAUGGUGCAGACACUUUUGUCUAUCUUUUGCUCAAAUUAUUUCCUCAGUGAAUAGCUGGCCUUCAAAAGCGCACGCUCGGGACGUGUCAGAAGGCCUAAGCUGACUUCGGACAGUGCCAGAAACAACUGUGAACCAUUGUUCCAGGUGAAACGCAUGACUGGUCAGCGCCCAAACAAAGUUCUUCGAAAAGGUCGAUUAGGGUUGCAUCAAACAGAAAAUAUUUAAGGAUGGCCAGAGUUGUGUAUAUUUUUGUUAUUAAUAAGUAACUAAUCUUGACGUACAUUUUCAUAAGUUUGUUGAAAGAAGGUGAACCUGCUACUCGGUGUCAUGUUGAGUAGAAGACGAGGUUUUGAUGUUGCCAUUAUAGUAGAGGUGUUUUUGGGUUAACAUAGGAUUUGUAAGUGGAAAUGAGUGGUGGAGCAUUGAAUAUGAUGUAUGAUUUGUGUGCUUGCCUGGUGCUGACAUAGUCGGCAAAAUAUCGCAAUCCUGCGAUACUGCACUGCAAUUUCUUUGGAUUACGUAGACCUGAAUUCGCCGUUAGUUGGAGUCUCUGCAGAGUUAAGACACAUAUUGAUUUCUUCUGAAGCAACAAGCUUUCUGCUGUUAAAUUAUUUUCAAUUUUAUUUUAUCUGCUGGCAGAAGUCGGAAAUGAAUAAUUUACUAACAGAUUAGGAAAGAUAUGGGUAAGCUUUGUGUAUGGAGUGAAUUACGAAUUAAAUACUUCAAAAAGGAAGUUAAAGAUUUAUUGAAAAUUAGUUUAAUUAUUGUGUUUCUAACUUCUGAUUAAAAUUUCUUAAAUGUACAUUGGUUGAAAUCUUCUUGAAAUUGGAAAGGAGGGUCAUAUUUCAUGUAAUUUUACAAUAUUAUUUCAAGUUAUCUAAGAUAGAUUGAGUUAAUGAUUUGCAACACUUUCUCCGAUACUGUCAUUUUGAGGUGAACAGAUUUUUGUACAGUGAAACUAUUUAGUAGUGGUAUGAGGACAGUAGCCUGAUAUGGAGGGUGUCCUGCCAGCAGAGGUGUCCACUGAGGGAGGUUCCCUUUACAUGUUGUACAUUAUUUUCUUUUUUCUAUUUUGUUAAAGAUAUAUAAAAAAAUCAUGAAAAAUUGUUCAAGGUGAAGAUCAUAUAAAAGAUGGUUUGUCUGUGCAUGUGAUUGUGGUGCAGAAAAUUGUAGAUAAACAUGGAUAUUGUCUUUAUAUUGAAGGUGUUGGCUAGUGCUUGAUAAAGAUCAAGGACAGGCAUAGUAAAAGCUGACCUGUUAGAAAACACAAAACGCCCGACCAUCAAAUUACCAACUGCACUUGAAUUAUCAUGAUAGACAACCUGGGACUGGUCACACUUGAAUGCACUAACAGAAUAUUCAUUGACAAGACACCUCUCGGAGAUGUUUUUGUGAAUAGAGAAAGCAUCUCUGACCUGUCUUGUCGAUGUUGUUGGUAUAAUCAAGUGAGACCAGUCGGGUUCUCUCAGGUUUCAAGUGCAGUUGGUUGUUGGAUGGUCGGGGUUUGUGAUUUCUUUCUUAGCCAAUGGUGGUUUCAUGCAUGCAUGUCAGCUUUAAGUGACAACAGAAUUCAAAAUUACAUUAAUCAGUUUCUUUUGAACAGGAACCUUUAACCUUGAAUGUUGAUUAUCAAAAUUUACACCUGGAACUAUUUAAAACAAAUAAGGACUUCAAAUUCUGAUUAUGUUAAUAUAACUAACAUGACAUCAGAUCAGUUUCAAUUCCACAGCCACACAUUUGGCAAAUGUCAUGCUGUUUCACAGUUUUUGAUUGGUGUUUAAAUCAGCAUUUACAGUUGUUCCCAAGCUUUUCUAGCUUCCUUGUGCUUAAAUUGUUAAAAGUAUAGAAUCAUGAAUAAAGAGAAUUGGUGU
This is a messenger RNA of Lineus longissimus, 5215 nucleotides long. Its product is annotated as serine/arginine repetitive matrix protein 2-like. The transcript is spliced from 13 exons. Gene Ontology annotation, molecular function: transcription factor binding; RNA binding. Bases 83 to 2944 code for a protein of 953 amino acids. Gene Ontology annotation, cellular component: nucleus. The record is from RefSeq and is a predicted model, not a curated record. Lineage: Eukaryota; Metazoa; Nemertea; Pilidiophora; Heteronemertea; Lineidae. Gene Ontology annotation, biological process: positive regulation of transcription by RNA polymerase II.